AUGAUGCGCUUUCGCACGUCUCACAGCGUCGGCGCGCUGCUCCUGCUGCUGGUAGCGCGCGGCGCCCCGAGCGCCGGGUCGUCGGCGAGCGGGGCGCUGGCCCGCCCGAGGCUGGAGGGCUCGGCGAGCGGUCGCCCUCGCGAACCGCAGGCCGAGUUCGGGAGGCGCCAGGCUACAAGCGGCGAGCAGUUGCUCAAGCUCUUGGCGAGUGAUGGGAUCGAUCUCCACAGGUUCGGUAUAUCGGUGGCCGUUAGCUCCGACGGGGCCCGCGUGGUGGUGGGGGCCAACUACUAUGACGACCAGGGCGAUCAGUAUGGCUCCGCGUACGUGCUCGACGGGGCCACUGGCGAGAGGCUGCUCAAGCUUGUGGCGAGUGAUGGAGCCUUCCUCGACUAUUUCGGUACUUCGGUGGCCGUGAGCUCCGACGGGGCCCGCGUGGUGGUGGGGGCCUACGGUGACGACGACCAGGGGCAGCAAUUCUGGCUCCGUGCACGUGCUCGACGGUACCACGGGCGAGAGGCUGCUCAAGCUUGUGGCGAGUGA
Messenger RNA from Prorocentrum cordatum, 543 nucleotides. NCBI's taxonomy places the organism in Eukaryota, Dinophyceae, Prorocentrales, Prorocentraceae. The record is from the annotation of a GenBank genome assembly.